AUGACGAGCAAGUUAUUGGACGACAGGCAGUUCUUGAAGAAAGUGGGGGUAGAUGCAAGCUCAAAGCCCUGUUCACCAGAAAGCCGAAGAUCAUGGCAGAAGCUUCCCCUAACAGACUGUGAAUCUGACCAUGGUUUAUUGAUUACUCAUAUCAACCAGGCGCAUGAUCUUUUGAAAGUGAGGAAUACAGCAAUGGUCUUUUCUGGAUUGAAGGCUACCAAUGACUGGAUGCAGAGCUACAGUUUAGAAAACAUGAAGCUUACACUGGACGAUCUGAUGAAGAGGGGCACUGUUGUGCUGGAUGAGAACGAUGCAGAGCAGCUGAAGUUUACUGCAGAGGAUGUUGGCGAUUUUGAAUUACGGCUGCAUGCAGUGAUUGAUCUUUAUGACAAACGAAUUCAGUGGCUCUUACAAGACAGCAGAAAGCUGUUUGGUGUUAUACAAGGGAGCAGAAUUGGAGUUCUGAUUGACACGUCUGAUAUCACUUGUGGGCCAAGACUCCUUGAUUUCCAAAAAGACCUUUUGCAUUUAGUCGAUGAGCAGUUGUGCUACGUGAAGCGCCUAUAUUUCCUUUCCUUUGGAACCGAGGUGUCGCCUCUUUGGGAGGGGUCCAGACCCAUCAACGUGGACAAUUUAUAUGAAGCAAGGCAAUGGGUGAAGGAACUAAGGCCCAGCGGAGGCUGCAACCUGUUGAAAGCUUUGAAGAAGGUCCUCGUGCGGAAAGAACUGGAUGCUCUGGUCAUCAUUGCAGGAAGCUGCCCAGAUCAGUCCUCUGAAAUAUUAUCUGAUUAUAUCCAACAAUGUACCCUGGGGAGAGAUCUGCUGAUCCAAAUGGUCACCUACGAGUGUAGCAGCCAGGUGCCUCCUGCUGUUUUUAAAAGUGUUGCCGAAGCUGUUGGCGGCCAUUAUCACAGCUGCUGUACAAAAGACGAGCGUUACGACAGCAAUGAUCUGGACAUGAUCCUUGGGGAGCGCAAAAGAGCCAAGGACUUGCUCAAUGUCAUAAAUAAAAUCUAUAAGGGAAAGGUGGGCCUUGCACAUUUUAGUUUAAUGCCAGAGAGUUUCUCAGAGGUUGCGCUGCUUCCUUCGGCCAGCUCACUGCCGAAGCCACCAAACCACGAAGGACCUCUUGUGAUACAAAUCCCAGAUUUCCUGGCCCAAACUUCAGCAGAAUGGAUAAAAACCAAUGGGCUGAAAGCCAAGAAGCUGAGCCUGUACCAAGUUCUGGCACCAAAUGCUUUUUCCCCUGUGGAAGAAUUUGUCCCUAUUCUUCAGAAAACCGUGUCAUCAACUCUGCUUGAAAAAGCAAUGAUGCAGUUUGAAUGGCAUGAUGGGACCAUUAAAAACGUCCACGUAGAUCCACCAAUAUUGUAUGACUAUCAGAAGCAGCUGACCAGGCUGGUGAGGAGGUGUGAAAGACGCAUCGAAUGGCUCUCCGCUGGUAGCAGAAGGAUGUGGGGAGCAGUUUGUGAAAGGAGGGUUGUUCUCCUUGUCGAUGUCUCUGUAGCAAAUUCCCCGUACAUAAUUCAUAUCCAACAUUCCCUGCGGCUCGUACUGGAGGAGCAGAUCUCAAGCAAGGACUGCUUCAAUAUCAUCGCUAUUGGAAAAAACAUUAAGCCCUGGCAACCAGAAAUGGUUCCUUCACACCCAGACAACUUAGAGCGUGCCUGGAGAUGGGUGCUGGCCCUGAAGUGUGAAGGCCCUCGGAAUGUCAUGAGCGCUUUCCGAAGAGCAGUGGAGGUAGAUUUCAGAGAUAAAGACCAACAUGAGUCCCAGGGAAUAUACCUGCUGACUACUGGCAUCCCUGAUCAAGAGACGCACGUGAUUAGCUCUUAUAUGGCCGAGGCCUGCAGUGGGUGUGAUUUGCAGCUUCACGUCUCUCUGUUCAGCACUGACAAUUUACCCCUGGAUGAUGACAUCCCACCUCGCUAUGCAAGCCCAGAUGAAACGGCACUUGCUUAUAAGACCAUUGUACAGGCUGCUGGUGGCCAGUUUCACUGGUUUGGAGAAACAGGCAUCUAUGAAAGCGAUGACAUCAGCAGCAUCCUCUCUGAAAUGGAGAAAGCAGUCAGCUAUUCCCAUAAGUGCGCCUUGCUAGUGAAAUCCUUAAAACAACGAUCAGGAACUCAUCCAGCUGAUAAGUUGAUUACUGAGGAGAAUCUAAUAUUAGAGAGAAGGGAGAAAAGCAGACCACAGAAGUUACCAUUUCCAAAACCGACUGCCCUCACUCUUGCCAGAAUGAGUGCAAGAGACGGGCAGGAGGGAGACAGAAGCAGGUCCGCAAAAGUGUUUGCGUGGCGCCCACCAAGUGCCAAAGCAGAAAUCCCACCAGCACAGCCAAUAAAGGAAUUUUUGCUGUCGGGUGGGAGAAAGAAAUCCAGAUCAAAGACACAUCUAGAGGUUUCGCUUUCGUUAUUUUAUACGGACAAAGGGAAGAAAGUCGGUGCAGUUUACAAAAAAUAUUCCAAACCCAAAUGCGUGAGGAAGGCAAUUCCUUUUGUUGUUCUGCCCCAGGAAGAAGAAAGGUGCUCCAGCAAAGAGUGGCUCAGCAAAUACAGCAUCAAGAAACUAAAGUUAGACUUGCCUAUAAUUGUUUUCGGGCCCGAGUGCUUGCAUCAGAAGCAAAUGGUGGAAUCUUUGCACAAGAAAGUGUCGGCAAAAUACUGCAACAUUUUCCCCAGCAUCGAAAUGGAGGGCAGCGUGAAGCACUUGCACAUUCAGCCCCAGGAUCUAGAGGAGUAUAUUGAGCAAAUGGAGAGAGUCUUGCAGCGCUACGUGAAGAGAGUGCAGUGGCUUCUGUCAGGAAGCCGCCGAUUGUUUGGGGUGGUUUUGGAAGCCAACGUCUGCAUCCUGAUCGAUACCUCUGGAUCCAUGGAACCGUCUUUGGAGCAAGUCACCCAAGAGCUGACCUCCCUCAUCUGGGAACAGCUGAGGACAAAUCAGGCCAAGUUCAAUUUGAUAAGCUUUGCAGAAGAUGUUAUGGCAUGGCAAGAAUGCCUGGUGGAGGCCACGGACGAAGCAUGCCACGAUGCCGUGCAGUGGGUUUCCACAUUUCGGGCACACGGGAAUACAUCCAUCCUCAAGGCUUUGCAGAGAGCUUUCCAUCUUCAUGGUGUCGAAGCUCUGUAUGUUCUGACAGACGGGAAGCCAGACACCAGCUGCACGCUGAUUCUACAAGAAAUCGAAAUGCUAAGGAAGCAGCGAGCGGUUCCCAUCCACACAAUUUCAUUUACCUGCUCUGACAGAGGAGCCAACGACUUCCUCAAGAAGCUGGCUUGGCAGACUGGGGGACGCUACCAUCGGUGCCACGCAGAUGAGGACGGACAGUUGGCAGCCCACCGGAUACUGACGGAAGGCUUCAAAGAUGAAGAUGAUCCAGUUUUCCCUGUGUUUGAAGGCGAUGAUUUGAAGAAGCUUGCUGAAGAAGUAGCAAAAGCCAGGAAUUAUUUAGCACAAGCCAGGUUUUUUAGAUCACUACUGGAAAAAAAGAAUUUAGAUCAAAAGGAGCAGCCCUCCUAAUUCAGCAGUCUCCAGAUGCCAGUUGGAGAGGUGGGAAAGGAGGUGACAGGAACAUUCAGUACCCUGCUCUUCAUGCACCUCCAAAUCCUAAAGUGAAAAAAAAGUGCUUUGAUAAACUCCAACGUGCUCUUCUCUGGUGGUAAGGACACAGUCAGCAGAGUUGAUGAUGGAGCAGAAGACUUGAAAAACCUGCCAACAACACUUCUGAUUCAGUCUCCAGUUAGAUGCAGAAACAAAUAAUGCUUCCUGAAUCUUGUGCAUACUUGUGAUCAGUCCUUUAGGCUUGUAAUUCCACCCCAGCUUGCAGUCUUUCCUUCCGUCUCCUUCAUGGAACUGAAUGUUGCACAACUCCAGUUCAUUUCAACAGGGCUUGCGUAGGAGUUUCUUUGUGACUUGGAGCAUGUCUGUUCGCAGGAGCCAGUGAGGGUCAGCCAAUGAGGCCAUGCUGAGAAUACUACCACAGGUAGGCAGCAGAUUGUAAUUUGUCAGGUGCAUCACCUUUUCUGUGGUUGCCCCAGUAAGGAGCCAUGGUUCAAAUUACAUUUACCUCUGUGGACAAGAAAAUAUUGAGACCCUGGUACAAUUUUCAGAUUCUUCUUCAAACAUGAUGAUUGUUGGAUGCCUUCUGUUGACUUCUGGCUGACUCACCCAGCUGAAUUACUGAACCUUCCACAUUCUGAACAUUUGCACAUGCAUGCUCGUUGGAACUGAAGCUGAGCUGGGGUGGGGGUUAAUGAAAUUCUUAUGGUGUACAGAUCUCACGACCUCAUGCAAGCAUUGAACCUCAAAAGCUGUGAAACUUCAAAAGAACUGCAUUAUCUUCUGCUACAUGGAAUAUUUUUUGGCAGUUGACUGAAAGCCUCCGCCCCAUUUCUAACGUCAAUUUCUCUUCCAACUGUCCUCAAAAUAAUUUUCUCUCUACGUUGGGAAUGGUCUAAGUACACUUGGAGUUAUCUGUUUCCUGAGUGUUGGCACAACAUGAGCCAAAUAGUUUACUAUUUUGGUUAUGUGUUAUGUCAUUAAAAGUGGUGUGCAUAAUUA
Heteronotia binoei (common prickly gecko) is the source of this 4560-nucleotide messenger RNA. RefSeq names its product von Willebrand factor A domain containing 3A (gene VWA3A). NCBI's taxonomy places the organism in Eukaryota, Metazoa, Chordata, Lepidosauria, Squamata, Gekkonidae. The transcript has 33 exons. The record is from RefSeq and is a predicted model, not a curated record. The coding region runs from base 1 to 3519 and encodes 1172 amino acids.